Odontomachus brunneus is the source of this 2505-nucleotide messenger RNA. RefSeq names its product ubiquitin carboxyl-terminal hydrolase calypso (gene calypso). The record is from RefSeq and is a predicted model, not a curated record. Gene Ontology annotation, molecular function: cysteine-type deubiquitinase activity. The coding region runs from base 121 to 1944 and encodes 607 amino acids. Gene Ontology annotation, biological process: protein deubiquitination; ubiquitin-dependent protein catabolic process. Gene Ontology annotation, cellular component: cytoplasm. The transcript has 8 exons. Lineage: Eukaryota; Metazoa; Arthropoda; Insecta; Hymenoptera; Formicidae.
ACAUAUGUUUUGAUGCAACAUGGCGCUUCCGACUGUCAGACUGUUCGACCGUCAGAUAUGACGAGACAACUCCUGAAGUGAUUUUAAUAUUUUUUGCGUCUUACUGUUUGUCACAGCAAGAUGCCCGUCGACAUUAAUCGGUUGACGGAAGGUUGGCUGGAGCUGGAGAGUGACCCGGGUUUAUUCACGUUGCUGCUCGAAGACUUCGGUGUGAAGGGCGUCCAAGUAGAAGAGAUCUAUGAUCUGCAGAAAUCUCUGGAGGGCCCAGUAUAUGGCUUUAUCUUCCUGUUCCGUUGGAUUGAGGAGCGGCGAUCCAGACGGAAGGUUGUCGAACAGGAUGAGAGUUUUGUCAAGGACGAGGAGAUCGUUAACAAUAUCUUCUUUGCACAACAGGUUGUUCCCAACAGUUGUGCCACUCAUGCAUUGCUCUCAGUUUUGCUGAAUUGCCCAAACAUACAUUUAGGCACGACUCUAUCUCGACUAAAGAUGCACACUUCGGGCAUGUGCCCGGAGAACAAAGGUUGGGCGAUUGGUAAUACACCAGAAUUGGCCUGUGCUCACAAUUCACACGCGAUGCCACAAGCGAAGAGACGACAGGACAAGAACACCGGUGUCUCGACGGGUAGAUUCACAGGUGAGGCGUUUCACUUUGUGAGCUAUGUGCCGAUAAACGGCAGACUCUUCGAGCUGGACGGCCUGAAGCCCUAUCCUAUGGAUCAUGGUCCCUGGAAGGAGCAUGAGGAGUGGACCGAGCAAUUCAGACGCGUGAUAACCGAUCGUUUGGGCAUGGCGACGGGCGAACAGCUGCAGGACAUCAGAUUCAAUCUAAUGGCCGUGGUGCCUGACCGGCGUCUCGCUAUCUCACACAAGUUGACGAUGCUGAAGACUAACAGGCAGAUAGUUCUGGAAGCGUUGCAGCAGCUGGUGAAGCUGAGUUAUCAGGACGGUAGUGGUACGGACAAGAGCUCGCACGACUCUGACAAGGAGAAACAGUACGACAAGAGAAACAAGACGGAGGACGAGAAUGGAGUAUCGGCUAAAACAGAAAUCGAAGAGUCGACCACGACGAUUCCUACCAUCAACGUGGAGAGGAAUAAUGAUUCGACGGUGGUUAUCGAUGAGUCCGUCUCCAGUAUCACAUCUGGCAAGACUGAAUCCAACGGCAUGGAGAAGGUGGUGAUGUGCGCCUUAGACUACGCCACGCCGCUGCGAAUUCAGACAUCGCCGGCUCACAGCUCGUCGAGCACAGACACGUCGUCCGAGAUCGGGUCGGCCUUCAACUCACCCACUCAAGCUUGGGGCUGGAAUUCCGGCCAGAGCAGUCCCACGUCGACGAAGGACUUCAAGAAGUUCGUUGUGAUCAGAGUCGCCGGGGACGAGAAGAAUGAAGCGGGCUUGAGCCGUUCUCUGGGAAAUAUCAAUAUAAAUGGGAAGAGAUUGGUGUCUGACAGCGGCCACUUGCACAAGAAGGUCUGCCUGUCGGGCGAGGUGAGGAUCCCUCAUGCGAGAGUGAAGACCAGCAACGGUGACACGGUGACGGAGGAGAAAAAGGUCGAGAAGAUCGACCCCAAGCUGUGCUCCAAGUAUCCGGAAUUGUUUGAGCCGCAUACGUUCGCGCCCAAGGAUCUUUUGGCGUUGUUGAAAAAUCUAGAGCAUGAGAUCACCGUGUGCGAGACCAGCCUGAAGGAUGAGAACGACAAGAGGAAUAAAUACAAGAUCGACGAUUGUCGACGGACGCAUAAUUACGACGAGUUCAUCUGCACGUUUCUCUCGAUGCUCGCCCAGCAGGGAAAGUUGGCGGAGCUGGUUCAGCAGCAUCUGACGUUGAAGAAACACACCUCCGUCUCGGUGAAUAGAGUUCACAAGUCCUCCAAGAAAUCCGACACUCGACAGAACUCGUCGCGCAGACGACGCGGCAGAACAAAAUGCAAAAAGCGGAAGUAAUCUCAGCGCGUGACUAAAGGGUUUAAAGACUUAGGGGAAUUGUCAUUCCGUUUGUCGGAUUGUUUGCAACAUCCGACACCGGUAGUUUUACCAGGAUCAUCAUCAUGCGAAGAGGCCAUAUACAUGUAGAUAGUUCCCAAGUGACGAUCUUAGCGUCGUAGUUUCCGCUUGUCGUCCGACACACGGCGCGCGUAUUCUAACUUCUUUCAUUUCCAUUGGCGUAACGCGAAGAUGUUCUGUCAAGACGAAAGCUUCUGUGAAAGCACGAUUGUUUUCGUUUCGAAUUUUCGGUCUAAUCUAUGAGCACACAACAGAAAUUACUUCUUAUACUUGUACAAAUUAACUUUACGCAAUUGUAUACAUAUAUAUUUUUUUAUAUUCUUUGUAUCUAAUUGUCCGAUUGAUAUAUUUGUUCGUCGUCGCGCCCUUUACUUCUUUCUCGCGGGGCGCUUGUAUAUGUAUGUGUAUAUGUAUGUGUGCGUGUGUGUAUGUCGAUGUUUUUUCUUGUCCGAUAUUUCUAUUGUAUUUCUCGUGUGUAUGGAAUACAAAAUUUAUCAAGAA